CUUGUCCUUGUCCUACUUUUUCCUCUAGUUUCUAGUUUAUGUUAUGAAAAUGCCACGCGAAUUUCUUGUUCCUAUUUGAAAAUAUGUUUCACUAGCUUCUGUUUUUCUGUCUUUUUUUUUUAAAUUAAUGGCUGCGCCAGCGAUAUUCACAGAACAACAGGGAUUUGAUGGACCUGUAUUAACUUUCUAUCAAAGCAGAAACAAACUUUCCACAGAAGGGUAUAAGAAGAACUUUUCGAACAGAUUUGUUGGAUUCUUCAAAGAAGUUUUACUUCCCUAUGGCUACCCGGAAUCAGUCAGUAAAGACUAUUCGACGUAUCAAAUAUGGGACACUCUCCAAGCUUUUUGCAGUACUAUUAUUGGAUCUUUUAAAACUCGAGCAGUGCUAACAAGCGUAGGAGUUGGCAAUAGCGAAGCUAAUGCUAUUUCAGCUGCUACAACAUGGAUUUUGAAAGAUGGUACUGGAAUGGUUGGAAGAAUUUUGUUUGCAUGGUGGAAAGGGAGCGGCUUGGACUCCGACUGUAAGAAGUGGAGAUAUUUUGCAGAUAUUCUUAAUGAUGCUGCUAUGUUGAUGGAGUUAUGUUUAUGCUAUUAUAGUUCUUGGUCGAUGGAGGUUCUUUGCUUAAGUGCAACAAUGUAUUCAAUUGUUGGUAUUGCUGGCGGAGCUACUAGAGCUUCUAUAACUCACCACCAAGCAAUAAGAGAUAAUAUGGCUGAGGUAUCAGCAAAAGAUGGCAGUCAGGAAACCAUUGUCAAUUUGAUUGGAAGUUUAGGAAGUAUUUUUUUGUUGAAUAUCAUUUCAUCCACCAGUAUGGAAUGGGUGCUCGUUUUGGUUUUAAUGAUAUUACAUUUGUAUACCAACUAUAUGGCAGUGAGGGGUUUGGUAUUUGACACUUUGAAUGAAGAAAGAAUGGCCCUGACGAUUAGAAGAUAUUUCACUACAGGAACUGUUGGAUCCCCAUCUACAGUUAAUGCUCAGGAGUCACUUUUAAUUGGAUGCGGAUUGAAUAUCAAAGACAUAUGUGGCUUCAAAAUAGUCAUGGGUCAGUCGACGAAAAAAUUCAUGGAAUACUGCAGUAUCGAUAAGGCUCUACUCCUUCAAAAAACAUAUGAAAAUGAUUCCUACAUUUUGUUUGUGAGCCCUAAAGAAAAAAAAAUAUAUGUCGGACUAGAAAGUUCGGAAAGUGUAAGUGAGAGGCCACUUAUCUUACUUUCUGCGUAUUUUCAUGCUGUCUGUUUGGGUAUCGCUUCAAGUAUUUUAAAUUCAGAGAAACUGACAAUCUAUCGCAAUAGACAGUUACAUCUUAAAACCCCGAUAACAAGACUGAAGUCUUUUAUUGACAAUUUUAUAAGGCUUGAAGAAACUUCAGCUGACCAUAUUUUACGUUUGCUAAGUUCUUGGGUGAGACGGGAAGAAAAUAUGUAUUUUACAGCAUUGACUACCAGUGAUUGGAAUGUCGACUCCCACAACCUCAACGUUGGUGAGUACAGGAUGAAUUGGAAAAAAGGUGAUAAAAAUAAUUAAAAUUUUGUUUUAUUUUGUCAAAUUUGUUGGGAUAAGUAUGUAUAUAAAAUAAAAAUGGCAUUCCAAAACUUGAUCAACAAUAUGUAUUUUUAAUUACUUUCAAAUAUUCCAUCACAUUUUGGUUCUAGGGAAAAAAAUUCUUCUAAUAAUAAUAAAUAAAUAAAUAAAAUAGACCCUGUAUUCUAAUCAUUACCUGCCUGCAGGUAAACGACUAGCUAACUAUAACAUAAAGUCAAAUUUGACUACUGCUAUAUCAUUAGAAAAUUUUUUGUUCAGUGAAUAAACAAUAGUUUUGCAUAAAUAUUAGGAUUUAUAUCACUUCAAGUGCAUAAAAAACAUGUUUGUCAAUAAUUUUAUUUUUAUUUUUGUCACAAAUUAAAACAAAAGAUACAAGUUAUUGUUUUGAAAAAUUUAAGAGUUUUUCAUCAUUAACACAGGGCUUUGCUAUGAGCAAUAAAUCUUCAACAAAGAAAGUGACUUAAAUUGUUGGCAUUACAAAAAAUUGAUUGAUGUAAUAAAAAUACUUAAAUUUGUCUUUGUAAUUUCAAUAAAUAUUGCCAUUUGAAUAUAGAGGGUGGGCUUAAAAAAACCAGAAUUUUGUUUUUGAGCAGUAACUUUUUUUAUUGUUGGGCAAUUUCCUUUUGUUUAGUUUGUUUAAAAGAGAAAUAAACAGGCUAACCAUUCAAAGUGAAAUUUUUGACAUUUGAGAAAAAUUCAAAAUGGCGGACUUCUUCAUAAAUUACCUAGUUUUGGAUAGCGCUGGAACUUUUUUGUGACCCCCUGUAUAACUUUUUCUAAUAAUUUCUUGAAGUUCGUCACUUGGCGAACAUUUUAAGACCUUGACAGGGGUUGAAAACUAAGUGAAAUAUUGAAAUUCUCGUAAUAUCGAAUAUCAAUUUUUCAUAUCCAAAACUAGGUAAUUUUUGAAGAAGUCCGCCAUUUUGAAUUUUCCCAAAUUUUGAGAGUUUCACUUUGAUUCAUUAGCCUGUUAAGUUCUCUUUAAACAAGCCAAAACAAGAGGAAAUUGCUCAACAACAAAAAGUUACAGCUCAAUUUUUUAAGCCCACCCUAUAUAUGUAAUCAAUAAAAACAGGAGAUUCAGCACUUGAUAUUAGUACCAAAAUAGUUGCCAAUAUUUUUGUUUGGCGUAAUAAAUUAAAAAUAUUUUUGAAAGUCGGCCAAAACACUGAACAAAGUUUUAAAAUUGUUUUUGAGUCAUUACCAAAAAUAAAAUGAAAAUUAGGCGACAUCUAUCAGAAUAUUGAAGUUUUUUUUAUGUUGUACUUACACGUUUCGUAAACUUUGGCAGGAAAUAUUACAUUAUUCACAUUCUCUGCACGUGCCGACAGUUAUUAAUCCUAAUCUACUAACUGAGAUUUUGAACAGAUGUUUUUUACCCAUAAUAGUUGGAAUAAGCUCCAAUUCAAAUCCUAAUUAGUUUAUGCACACAAAUAUAAAUUACCAACAACAAUUAAAAAAAAUUACCUACUUAAUAACAUACAAAUAAAUAAAUGAAACCUAGUAGUUUAGUUAUUUUUAAGAUGAACUACCGAGUAAUUGUUCGCUGAUCUUCAUAUGGUGUGCUCUUUUUAGCGACAUUUCCUGCAUGUAAGCCAAGAAACAGCACCACACAAGACUGCAAGCGCUCACAAAAGGCACUCUAUUGUGCUCUGGGAUGUAGUGGAAGUUGAUGGUUUGAAGAAUUGGCCAAAAACACAC
Messenger RNA from Ceutorhynchus assimilis (cabbage seed weevil), 3244 nucleotides. The record is from the annotation of a GenBank genome assembly. Lineage: Eukaryota; Metazoa; Arthropoda; Insecta; Coleoptera; Curculionidae.